This is a messenger RNA of Erigeron canadensis, 2478 nucleotides long. Its product is annotated as golgin IMH1-like. Lineage: Eukaryota; Viridiplantae; Streptophyta; Magnoliopsida; Asterales; Asteraceae. The record is from RefSeq and is a predicted model, not a curated record. Bases 1 to 2478 code for a protein of 825 amino acids. The transcript has 6 exons.
AUGGAGAUUGUUGCAUGCCCCGGACUAGGGGGUACUAACUGCAUUGUUGUCGCACCUCCUCUUGUUGAUGAUCAGAAAGAUACCGAGAAGCCAAAGCUAUCAAAGGAGCCAUCGAAUGAGGGGAAUUCAGAAAAUAGUACUGAAUCGUGUGUUGAACGUGAUCAUAAGGUGAUCGAUGAUCAUAAUAAUAAUGAUAUGGAGUCUUGGAUUGUGGUCGUGGGGGAUAUUUCAUGCCCUCUACCAAUCAACAAGGUCUCGAUCGUUGAUGCAACUGAAACAAACAUUGAACUAGAGGGAAGUGUUGAAAAUCUUGAAGUAGACGAGAAUGGAGAAGGUACGGAUGAUUAUGAACAGAUAGAAACCGAUGAUGAUCAAGGUAAAGAGGUUCUUGUUAAUGAUCAGUAUCCAAGCAGGGUAAUCUUUCCUCCUACGUUUGUCUGCCCUGAAAUUGAAAUCGAGUUUGGAUCACUUGGGAAAAGUACAUUUAUCUUCCCUCCUGAAUAUGUUUGCCCAAAACUCAAUAUUAAGUUUGGAUCAUUCGGUGAUAAUGAUGAUGAUACAAAUAUCGGGUUGGGAGAUCUAAACCAAGAGACAGAACCACUAUGUGGUGAAAACAAAGAAGACGAAAAAGUGACUUGUGAGAUAAUUGAAGAUGAUAAGGCUAGUGAUGCUCCAACUGAGGAUGCGGCCGUAGAAUUCAAGGACGGUGAAAAGUUUUGUGACACGAAUACUAUGGUGGAAGACUCGAGUCAUGAGGUGAUUGAAACGCCUAAAAAACGUGUUGUCAUAAGCAACAACAAUCAUGACAUGAUUGUUAUAAAUUUACUAGAAAAUGAGAAAGUAAAUACUUGUGGGAUACUUGAAGAAGAUGAUACGGUCGCAGGAUUUGAAGAUGAAAGGGUUAGUGACACGGAUAUUGUGGUGGAAGACUCGAGUCAUGAGGUGAUUGAAACGCCCAAAUGUGACGCCACAAGCAACAACAAUAAUCUUGAUGUAACUCUUACAAAUUUAGCACAACUCGAUGGUCAAGGAGUUGGUGAUGCAAUUCAAUGGGUUGGCGAUCUUGUGGUUAUUAAUUAUAAUGCACUCAAAGUGGUUCCAAGUUUUGAGAUUGAAAAGCUCAAUGAGCAGAUUAAAAAAGCCCGAAUUCAACUUGAUGAGAAAACAAAGUUAAGAGAUGCAAUAUCAGAUAAAGUUGAAAAGAUGAAGAAAAGUUUGAGAGCUCGUAAAAACGAGGGAGUCAAUGUUGCUAACAUGAAGAUAAGUGCUGCAAAGAAAAUGGUUAAAUCAAAGCGACACGAAAUAGACUAUGUUCAACGUGUCAUCAAGAAUCUUAAAAGAGCUACUUCAGCAGGAGAGGUUGACAACAAGAUAUUUGAAGUGAAGCAUUCAACCGAUGAAAAAGCAUUCGUUCAUAUAAAAAAGCAGUUGAACGACAUUCGUGAUCAAUUAUCUUCAUAUAUGGCAAGCUAUGAUGAAGUUCAACAAGCGUUAUACCUUGAAGAUCGUAUACAUGAGGUCCUUAAGAGUUUGAAUAAGGAACUGAAAACCUUAAAGGAGGAUGUCUCAAAAGCUGAAUUGGUUACUAAAGCUACAAGUAAAAGCUAUCGGGAAGAUUCUGCAAUGGAAAAAGUCCUAAUAGUCCAAUUCAUAGCUGCAGAAGCAAUCCACCAGCAAGCAUUUUGGCAGCUAAAUAGUUUGAAGAAUCGUUUAGACGGUGAGGUGGAAGAGUUGAUGUAUGGAUUAAAGACCAAUGAAGAGCUUGGCACGUUCGUAAGUAUAAAACAGGAUACACUGGAUGGACCUCUGAGCCAAGAAGUUGCUGGCAAGUCGGUUCCUGUAAAAGAUGAAAUUAAACAAAUUUCGACAGUUUUUAUGGAAGAAACACAAAGUCAGAUUUCGUUUGUUGAAGAAAAGCACUCAGAGGAUCAAACUAAGGAGGAGGUGGCAGAGGAAAAUAAACAAAUGAUGAAAAGCAAGGAACCUGCUAAUUCUGCUGAGAUGAUAGACAAUCAAGAAAUGGAAAAUAUCGACGAAUCAAGGAAAGCAGAUGAACUAAAGACAGAAGAGACUGAGACCAAGUUGAAAGAGCAAAGUCAAUUAGAUGAAUUCAUGAAAGUGGAGACGAAUAAACGAAAUGCUGAAAAGGCCCAAACGUCGGCUGAGCAAAGAGCUCAAAAGGAAGCUGACCAACAUGAUCAGAAGGAAGCUAUGCGGAAAGAGAAGGCAAGGUUAAAGCGGUUAAGAAAGAAGAAAAAUAAGAGGCCAUGUCAUGAUGCCAACGACAGCAACAUUCAUGACGUUGACCUUGCAGAGUCAAACGAGGUCGACAAACCACGCACGCCCAUUUUGUAUCAAAACAAGCUAAACAGAAAAUCUAUGUGUCACAGAAAUUCAGGAACUUUAAGAACUGGCUGCAGCAUUCGGGGAAGAUGGCAAUUGUCGCGGGUCCUAUUCUAUCCUUAUUAUCAUUGUUGA